GUGCUAAUUCUCAGCUUAAAGAUCUACAUCUACCAGCCAACAUCUACCGCUGAACAGUUUCUAUAUCUGCAACCAGAUCAGCCUGUUGGGUUUUCUUUCCCUGCUGUCUCAGGAGGAACUAUAUUUCUUUGGACAACUCUGUUACCAGUGAGGCCUCUCAUGGCAUUGCACUCUCUCUUGGCCACAGCAAGCAAUCUGCUAAAGGAGGAACACUUACAACGUGGAUUUUCAGCAUGACAUAUGUGGUAUGGGACACCUUAUAGACCAUUUAUAGCUAACUGAGCUGGCUUCAGGGAGUUCUGUUCCUCUCAAAUCUCACAUCUUCUCUGCCACUGUAUCUCUGCUUGUUUGGCUUUGAUCCUUAGCCAUUCCCUCACCCCCUUCCUAUAGUAUUGUUUGUCUUCUGAGAAAUACAGAUUAUUAAAAACAAGCAAAUACAUAACAUGGGAUAGAGGUCUAAGCAUUGAGCUAAUGGGUAAUGACUAGAAAGCUUUUUCUAAAGCUUGAUACAUUUAUUGCCAAGCUUCAAGCAACUAGAUACACUGAUCUGGAAUUUCCUCUAUUUCCAGCAAAACAAAACAUGUUCAAGUGAGAAAUUCUGCUACACCCGCAGCAUGUCAUUAACAUAUGAUUUUUCAGGCUGUAUUUAAUCUAUAUAUAUGAAAUCUGCAUCUGGGAAACAGCAUGCUCAUUUGCAUGUGAUAACCAUACCAGAAGCACAAACAACACUUCUGCAGUAUAUGCAUUAAGAAGAAAAAGAAAAAAAAAGAACAACCAAAAUAGUAGUGAGAUCAGCCUCAUGACUAUUCAGUCAUCAAAUGAGGCAGCGUUCAUUGAUCAAGGGCGUUCAGCUUUGAUGUCAUUUAUCACAAAGGUUUGUGUUCUGCAACAUGAAUCCUGUCUAUUAAGGCUAAAAGGUUGGGGCAACAACCGCUGAGGAAUUUUGUCGCAAUGAAUUGCUAUUGAAUUUAUGUUUUCAAUUUCAUCCAGUCUUAUGUUCCAGGCCCAUAAAUAUUCAAUGAGUCUUGCAAGUCCUUGUAAAGAAAAUAUUGGACCCAUGCAAGCAAUUAUCUUUCAAGCAACUUCACUCAAAUGACUUUAUAUUUAAAACUAAUCCUUUUGUUGUCCUGCAGCCCUAAUUAUAGUAUUUAUCUUCCCCCUUCAAAGCCCCAUUUCUUACUCUUGCAGCUUUUUAAGCAAGGCACACCUCAAUGAGAUACAGAUACAACUCCAAAAAUAGCGCUUGUUCUGAUCGCAGGAAAAACCUGCACUGUGCAUUUAGCCUGUAGCUAAUUCUGUAUUUCAAGACCUUGAAAUGUACUGUUAAUUAAUCCAACUAAAUGCAUUUUAUUUUGCAAUUAUUUCUGCCAUUGAAUCCACAGGAGCGGAAUGAAAGCAGUGGACCUGCACAAUGGGGACUACUGUGCUGUUUCCUGUCUUGGCACAAUUACUUCAGAAGUAGAGACAGUUUGGUAGUGUGGGGCAAACCCAGCUAGAGCCUGUGGUGUGUGGAAUGAGAGCUUCUUAAAUAAGGAUUUCGUUUUAAUUAGCCCUAAAGAGUACAUAUUCCAAUUUUUAGAGUUAGUCUCUGCAUUCCUGUUACAGACCUAACCAGUCUGUUUCCUAUGAACACUGAUUCUGAGUUACAUCUUCCCAUUUUUUUCUGGUCCUAGGCAAAAAGACUUGGCUGAAACCAGCAAGGAUUUACCAGCUCCCACCUCCGCAGUGUUGGCUCUGCUGUCCUCCCCCGCCAGCAGGGCCAGCGCUGCGCUCCCUGCCCCUGCCCCUGCCCUGCCGUGGAGAGCGUUAACAGGCAGCUGCCCUUACCCCUUGCAGAGGGUCUCAGUAGGAAGCAGCGGGGUCUUUGCUCACACAAACUUCGUCAGGUUCUUGUCCUUUGCCAGUAGCACAGGCAGCAGCUGGCUCUGAGCACCGGCCUCUGGACUCCAAGCAGGCUGUGCCGAGCUAGCUUACUCCGGCAAUGACCAGAGUGCUUUAGAGUGGACUGUACCGUGCGUCUGGAGGGACAUCGUGUGGGCUGACAGAACAGGGGAAAGGAUUUAGAUGUAUAGCUCUAAGGAUUUAAGAAAGCAAAAGUUGAACUUCUUCAUGAUAAGGAGAGCCGAGCACUGGAACGGAGGAACCAGGGUUGUGCAGUCUUCAUCUUCGUCCUUGGAGGUUUUCAAGGCUGGACUGGGUAAAACCCUGAGAUGCCUGGUCUGAGCUCACAGCUAAACCUGCUUUCAGCAGGAGGUUGGACAAGAACAACCUCCUGAAGUCCCUUCUGACCUGAAUUAUUUUGUGAUCCUGUACCUCAUACUCCCAUUUUUUCCUGAAGUUGGGCCCACUGCUGCUGUUUGCUUAUCCUCCUCUUUACCUGAAUGCCUUUCAAAUAAGCAAUAUGCCCCUAAUUAUUUUUUGACCGCUGGUCCCAGUUUCACCACAUCUAUACCAAAAUUAUAGGCAAUCGCGGCCUUAUAUGAUUCCACGGAUAUAGCUAUCUAGGUCUGAAUAGCCUUGCUUCCCAAAACUCCUGUGUCAUUAUUCUGGACUCCACACUGACCUUCAUUCUUCUACCCAGCUAUAAUCAAGUGCAAGGAAGUUCUUAUCUUAUGCACUGAUAUACUACACACCGGAUCGGUGGAGUGUGCCUUGCAUUCUUUCCACAUCCCCUAAAACCCGUCCAUCAUAAAAUCCUGCUGUGCUGUUGAAACAGGUAGUUACACCAUAGCUGCUACCACCUCAGCUCUGCUCCCCUUCCUUGCCAGAAUAUCCUUGUGCUUCUGCUGGAAGGCUUCUGCAGUCCCUUUCGUUGCUCCCACACCGUGCUACUGUGUGCAGUUACACCUUCCUCAGAACAUCUUUUUACUUCUCAUUUACAACCCUCAUGCCAGCACACAGUGUGCAGUAAACAUGCCUUCUUAAUGUCUCGUUAUCUCUGAAACAAAACUGUACUGUCAGCAUCUGCUCUUUAUCGUUCCUCUUACUGAUAACUGGGUUUAGUUUCUCCAAUAAAAUUAAAACAUACACCUUGUGACAGUGACCCUGUGGUCUUGAACUUUGGAGCAGAAAUGCUUGUAAAAAUGGCACACAUCUCCUUCCAUUUCAGAAAAGCCUAACUAUUAUAAUAAUGUGUAGUUCUACCGGCUACCUCCCCCACCCCCUCCGUCGUUUCCUGAAUUGGAGGUGACCUCUGAAAAGGAGCAUCCCCUUCAAUUCGUUUUGCUUCAGUAAUUUACAACAAACCUUUGAACACUGAGCAUCUUGUUUAUUUCCGGACACGUGUUUCUAUAAAGAGCUUUCCCCAAGCAGGCACAAAGGCUAUCACAGCCGGCCAUCCUGCAUCAGCUGGACUAAAUAUGAAAUUCCUUGGCAUAGAUGUUGCUUUCUUCACUCUCUUCACCCUCAUUGCUCUUUGGAAUGCAGGAGCUCAAGACUCUUGCGCAUACCAAUGUGGGGAGCUCCUUGGUACCUGUUCUUGCCAAGCAACGUGCCAGUCCUUGGGGGUUUGCUGUCCUGAUUAUAAAGAAUUUUGCCUUCAGAUUUCUCCAUACUCAGGAUCUCUGAUGGGAGGCAAAGACUUCUCAAUUGAAAAUACAGCUUUUAAUGCCUCUUCUGUGAUAACGUGCAGGUUCAAGCAGAAAAUCAAAACCAGUGGCUAUGUUGCUAAGGAUGGAAAAGCCCACUGCAUCUCCCCAUUGCUGUACGAGACUGGUUUCAUCCCUUUUGACGUUUCUGCAGAUGAUGGGCUGAUGUUUCCAUACUCUGGAACUUGGUUAUCAGUACAUCACAACAAAGUUUCAGAUGCAGAAAAAUGCACGUUGGUAAAUGAGACAAAAUGGCAGUACUAUGGCACCCCCAACACUGACGGGAACUUAACUCUUACCUGGACACAGCAGACACUUGCAACAACCCACGUCAACAUAGAAGUCUGGGGAUACCAGGAAACAGGUGAUAGUUACUCGGAAAACUGGUUGGCCGAAUGGAAAUACCUUUACACUUUGGCAAAAGAAAUCCCCAACACCGGGAAAUUCUCUUUCAUUCCUGUACCCGCUAAAGGGAAUUACAAUACGUGGGACUUCGGAAUUUUGAGAAUUGCACCCAGCAGCUAUUCUGAGGGGCAGAGCAACAUUCCGUCAGUCUGGAGCUCAGAGCAUGCAUUGGCUUGGCACCUUGGGAAAGACUUCAGAAAUGACCCAAAUGCAUGGGCAACUGCAAAAUGUAUAGAAUGGGACAGAAAGGAGGAAAAGCUUCCAAACUUCAUAGAAGAAAUUGCAGAUUGCCCUUGCACCUUGGCACAGGCAAGAGCUGACACUGGCAGGUUCCAUACGGAUUAUGGCUGUGACAUUGAAAAGGGGAGUGUGUGUACUUACCACCCAGGUGCUGUGCAUUGUGUAAGAGCCAUUCAAGCCAGCCGGCAGUUCGGGGCAGGACAGCAGUGCUGCUACGACUCUGCGGGGGCCCAGAUCCUCACGCGUGACUCCAUCGGCGGCAGCACGCCCGACCGGGGCCACGACUGGGGUUCGCCGCCGUUCCUGCAGCCGCCACGGAUACCUGGCUUUUCUCACUGGCUUUACGAUGUCAUCAGCUUCUACUACUGCUGCCUGUGGUCUGACAAUUGUCACUUCUAUAUGAAGAGGCGUCCUUCCAGCGACUGCAAGACGUACCGCCCGCCUCACGCUGCAUCUGCUUUGGGGGAUCCUCACUUCUUCACAUUUGAUGGUCUGAACUUCACCUUCAAAGGCCAAGGAGAAUACACGUUGGUGGAGUCUGACCUCACGUCCCUAAGAGUGCAGGGGAGGACAGAGCAGGCACGCCUGCCCAAUGGAUCUGGGGCUCAGGUGACAGGCUUGUCUGCGGUGGCCAUGCGGGAGAACAACUCAGACGUGAUUGAGGUACGCUACGCACAGGAUUUAACUCUGGAGGUCCUGUUGAACCAGAAGAUCAUCAGCUUCUCUGAGCAAAGUUGGAUGGACCUGAAAGGUCUCUUCCUCCAUUCUACACCUGACCAGAACAUCACAGUGAUGUUCUCUUCUGGGUCUGGAGUGGAAAUAAGGGGAAGCGGAGGAUUUCUGACCGUGACAGUUUUGCUCCCAGAGAAGUUUAUGAAUCACACUCAGGGUCUGUUUGGGGUGAUGAAUGGCCACACAGAGGAUGAGUAUACCUUCAAGAAUAAAACCACCUUGUCAGCUCAUGCAAAUCCCCAGGAGCUGUUUGAGUUUGGAGCAAACUGGGCUGUUGAAAAUGGAACUUCUCUCUUUACUUACGACACGGAGUUCCUACUGAACAAUUUCUUUUAUGGGGAAAAGCACAAUGCUUCCUUUCUGCCCGUGUUCUUUCCUUAUGAAGACCCUGCCGAUCCCCUGGUGAAGGAGAUGGUCCUGGUCUGUGGCUCUGACCCCUUCUGCAGAUUCGAUGUCCUAACAACAAGAAGCCUUCAAGUGGGAAGUUCCACAAGACUAGCUCAUCAAAGUCACAAGCUGCGGGUAGAAAAUCUAAAGCCAGUGAUCUCUUGUGGCUGGCUGGAUCAUCCAGCCAACGGACGGAAGAACGGAACUAAAUACCUGCUGGGCUCAACCAUCAGUUUCAUCUGCGACCAGGGCUAUGAACUCACUGGGCCAAAGGAAAGAAUUUGCCAAGUGACAGGGACCUGGUCUGGAGACACCCCCAGCUGUGUCCUGCAAACAGAUAUCAAUCAAGUAAUUCUUCUUGGCUGUGUAUUUGGAAUAGUUGGUCUUGGAGUCCUGGCACGUCUGACUGUCUUAUGUAGAAAGGAGAGACACAAAGGCAACCAGAAACUCGUUUCAGAGGUUCCAGUUGGAUCUGAACGAAACAAUGAAAUUCCAGAGGAGUUUUUAAUGAAAUACAGAAAAAGCAUAGCAGAGGAUUAA
Falco peregrinus (peregrine falcon) is the source of this 5891-nucleotide messenger RNA. It is a transcript of the gene SUSD2, whose product is annotated as sushi domain containing 2. The record is from RefSeq and is a predicted model, not a curated record. NCBI's taxonomy places the organism in Eukaryota, Metazoa, Chordata, Aves, Falconiformes, Falconidae.